AUGGAGAUCGCUGCCAUCGCUCUUAUUCUGGCGACGAUGAUUGCCUCCAAAGCCGCAGCGCAGAACAACGGUUGCUCGAGCGUGAUGAUGACCCUAUCCCCAUGCCUUGACUUCAUCGGAAGCAAAGCCCUGGAGCCCGGCUUCUCCUGCUGCACCACGCUCGCCGGCAUCGUCCAGACCGACCCCCGUUGCCUCUGCAUGGUUCUCGAUGGCAGUGCGGCGUCAUUUGGCAUCGUCAUUAACCACACGAGGGCCCUGGAGCUCCCUAGCAUCUGCAAGGUCCAAGCACCGCCGAUUAGCCAAUGCACAGCCAUCCCAGUUCCUCCAGCAACAGCGCCAGAAGACCCACCGGAGGAGACGAGCAACCAAUCUAAUGUUCCUCCAAUCCAGUAUGCAAUACAUGGUGAAAACUCAAGGACUAACUGCUACAUCAUUCAAUUUAAUGCAGGAAGCCCGAAUUCGAAUGCAACAUCAAGCUCCAGGAACUCAAAGAGUGCGGCAAAUUUGAUGGUCACUAUGCUUAUACCUACAUGUGCAUUAAUCUAUGUCUUCUAAGUGUUGGACAGUUUCAUUUUCUGCAGCCUUGUAUUAAAUGACAAGACCAAUAGAAUACCAUUUAGUAUGAUAUAUCUUUCCGAUGAGUCUCAAUAAAAAAAUGUCGUGUCAUUCAGUAUAAGAAGCCAAUUAACUCCAGCGGAUGUGAAAACAUGAAUUAACACGUAUAGCUAGCUACGUUGACAUAACAUUUUCUGUCAAGCAUACUUUGCCUGGUAUUUUCGAGUUAUCAAACUGUUCUGCA
Messenger RNA from Triticum urartu, 799 nucleotides. The record is from RefSeq and is a predicted model, not a curated record. Lineage: Eukaryota; Viridiplantae; Streptophyta; Magnoliopsida; Poales; Poaceae.